CCCACAUUCUGCGCUUUCUACACUGCUCGCUUUCAGGACGACGGCUCUCCUAGAUGGCAAGAGUAACUACAUUUCGUGGUCACCAUUGGCCAAAAUGGAGCACAUUAACCUGUCUUACAAUUCAUCUUACAAGUUAUAUUGGUCUCACUGCGGUCUCAUGUCUAGAUCCAGUGUUUUGGGUUAAUCCCUUUGGAAAUGGGAGUUAUGAUGGCAACAACAACAUCCCUCUCAAAGUUGUGAGCAUUACAGGCCUUGUCUUCUGUGUGCUCUUCCUCUGCAUAUACCUCCGAAUAAGUCGCUAUCUAGUGCCGCAAGCGGUCGCACUCAUCUCUUUUGCUCUCGCUGUCGCGUGGAUUGCUCUGAUGAGCUACAAUAGUCAAGCAUUGAAAGACAUGCAAAUGGGAUCCGGUUAUAGCUUCACCACAAUAAUAGACGAUGGCGCCGAUCUCCAGAAAUUUCUUGCAGCAUACUGUAUGAUGACAUUUGUUGUCGUCUCGAGUGUGGACUUAAUCCUACUCGCCGUCUACGUCCUUUUACACUCAGAAAACUCCACGUCAGCACUUCAACUCUCAUCUAUGGGAGAAAAUAAAGCAAGAACGCCACCGAACGACCAAGUGGCAUGGAGUUCAACUCUCCCUGAGGCCAGAGACAGUCCGACUCAAUAUCCUUUCACUGCGCAGGAGUUGGCUGGACAGCCCACUCAACGAACGGCGCUUCCCACCAGUGCGACGACCACCAGAGCCGAAAAUUUCCAUAACCUUGCUGAAUUGGAGGCCGGAGUUUCAGCGAAUGUCAGAAAACCAUCUGCUCGACAACUCGUGAUCGAUGGCGUGGUUUUCCAAGCCGUGGAGUGAGAAUUGCGGAUCUUCCGCCAAAUUCAGCCUCGCUCGCUUGGUUUGUCUUUUCUAGGUGGGAAAUGGUGAGUAGCGCAUAUCUUUUCGCUCUCAUUGGACCACAACCAUACCAUUGUUGUGGCUUGGUCGUAUGAUAUAAUACCACAUUCGGCUGGAUACAGGAAUAAUUAUUAUGAUAUGCUUGGAAGCCCAUCAUCCAUAAGACUGUUAUUGAGGAGACAUAUCGUUGUUUA
Molecule: messenger RNA, 1087 nt
Organism: Lindgomyces ingoldianus
Lineage: Eukaryota; Fungi; Ascomycota; Dothideomycetes; Pleosporales; Lindgomycetaceae
Exons: 3
Coding region: 54-854 (266 amino acids)
Source: RefSeq, a predicted model, not a curated record